GAGGAAACGAACUGCAGCACGCACAUUGCUGGUUCAGGGUUCCCUCGGGGACGUUUUAUAUUGUUUUUAUCAUAUUUUUUUAUCCAAUUUGAUAUCGUGUUUCGUAGAAACUUUUAAAUAUUUUGAUACGCUUUCUUUUUCUAACAGUGAGUUCUGGCGAGGAUUGGCUGUAGCUUGCUAGCUUGCGAACACUGGAUUUUUUUCUUUCCUUCCCUUUUGGCGAAGGCUGCUCAUGAGCCAGCAAAGGCACGGAACAAGGAUAUAACACGUCAGUUUUAAUAAUAACCAAUGCACUGUCUUCCCUGUAAUUAAAAAGCGGUCGUUGCUGCUGCUUUCAAAGCUAUAUUGCAACGUCCAACACAGCAAGCCUCAAGAAAGAAUGACGGCUGUUCAGCUAAUAAAUAUCCAGCGGUUACUGGAAGCAGCAGAAUACAUAGAAAGGAGAGAAAGAGAGUGUGAACAUGGAUAUGCCUCGACGUUUCCAUCAAAUCAGAACACAAACUACCAGAGGCAAAGGAAAUUCCGAAAUAAGAAGUUCAACAGUAACCACAAUAGGUCGACACAUAACGAGCUGGAAAAGAAUAGACGAGCUCACCUGCGGCUGUGUCUGGAGCGGUUGAAGGCCCUCAUACCCCUAGGACCUGACUGCAGCCGUCACACUACCUUGGGCCUGCUCAACAAAGCCAAAGCACACAUAAAGAAACUUGAAGAGGUGGACAGGAAGAGCCAGUACCAGCUGGAGUCUCUGGAGCGCGAGCAGAGGCACCUUCAGCGUCAGCUGGAGUUGCUGAGUGGAGGCAGUGGUGCUGCAGCCCAGAACAGCCCAGGGGAGGGAGAGAGGAUACGCAUGGACAGUGUGGGCUCCACCCUCUGCUCCGACCGCUCUGACUCUGAUCAAGAGGAGAUUGAGGUGGACGUGGAAAGCACGGAGUUCUCCCAUGGAGAGCUGGACAGUGUGAGCACAGCCAGCACCAGCGACCUGGACGACCACAGCAGCCUCCAGAGCAUGGCCAGUGACGAGGGCUACUCCUCCUGCAGCGUCAAACUUGCCUUCUCCUCCUAGAGCCCCGCCCCACCGACGUGACCACCACCACGUUCCUGCCAAACUUGCCCGCCCUCCCAUCUGUUAUAUCCAUCCAGCCAUGCCUAUGAAACACACACAUCCAGUCUCAUCUCCGAUGACUGGCAUGCACCCAGCUAAUAGUGUUCCCCCUUUGCUCCCAGCCUCUUUUUUUUUUUUUUUCUUUUUUUUGCCCCACCCUUCCCCUCCACGCUGCUCAACCCACUUUUGGAGGCGUUCCAGUGAGAGCUCUUUCUCGCCUCUGAACUUUGAACCGCUCCGACCAACGCUGACACCAGGGACCCAGACACAGACUGCCAAUUGGUUCAAAUCUUAUUUUAAAAGGAGGAACAGAGACGUAGACAUCUUGAAGUUUGAAGCCACAACAUAAAAUUAACUGCUGAUUUUUAUCUGCUAUUUCCACACAUCUUUAAAUCCCCAAAUUUGUUUAAAAUUACACAGCCCCAAAUUUGACUAAAAUGCUCUUUAAGUAAUAUAAUUGUCUGUUUGGUUCUGUCUAAUGUGGGUGUUUGUCUAUAUCUUAUUAUUCUGGUGUUGGGCCUGGCUAAAUCUGGACAUUGAGGCUGAACUUCGCCAUAUCUACACAGCUCGUCCCCGCAGCCCUGAAUUUCUUCCUCGUCUUAUCGAGGUUUUUCUUUUCUUUUCAUAUUACCUGUGUUCUACACCACAGAAGCUCUGACACUUGAAUUGGUGCUAUUGUGAAAGAAACCCACCAACCAACCAAUGGGGGAAGCAGAUCAGAUCCACCACUAUGCUUUUAAAGCGAACAAAGCGCAUCUGUCGUGAUUGUUUCCGACCACACACGGAGGAAAACAAGCCACAAAAAUGGAGGGAAAAAAAUAAGAAAACAUUCCUGUCGAAUGUGGGUGCUCAGUGCAUUUUCAAAGAGUGGAAAUUGUAACUUUAUGUGUGUGUGUGUGUGUGUGUGUGCGUGUGUGUGUUUUGUUUUGGUUUCUUUCCCCUCGACAAGCAGCUACUACAAGCUAUCCUGCACUUAUCUACUUUAGAGCUGUCCAUAGAAAUGGCACAAACCAAGAAGGAAGAAACACACACACACAAAAACAACAGCAACAAGGGAAAAUAAAAUCCAAACAACAAGCUUUGGAACAGAUGUCCAACUUCUCUCCAGCAGUAACAAGCAAUAACUCGUGUAGUUUUUUGUUUCAUCAGUUUGAACUCCUUACCGUUUUUUUUUUUUUCUUUCUUUUCUUUUUUCUCCCUCAAAACUCAUGUGACCGUCCACAUUUUUUUUUUUUGUACAUACAGAUAGCUUAAUAAAUAAAACUUUAAAAAUGAGUUCAAAAAAAGUAGUGCUUACAGAUAGAACUAUUGCCUCUGUUGCUGUUUGACCUGUGUUUAUUGUGCAUUUUUAAAUUGAAAGUUUGGAACAAUUUUUACCCGCCCCGAGGAGGUAAAAGGAACGUUAUCCUCGAUAGAAACAGUAGAACGACUUUCCAUCCAGUUGUAAACAGCAAUCCAAAAUGGCAUUUGUUGGAAAAUGCAGACUUUGUUUGGCACUGGUUUUUUUUUUGUUUGUUUGUUUUUUUUAAAUCAAUUAGACAGUUUUUAUUCUCUUUUUUGUGAAUGGCGGUUUAAGUAAAAAGAAAAAAAAAUAUUAUAUGGCAUUCCAAUGGUGGUCAGGUGAUCUGUGGAGGGAAAGUUUGAAGUGUUGGAAAAAGAAAACGGGUUGUAUGAUGUCAAUGUACUCCAUCCCUACUCCACCGGCAUUAAGAAUUGCACUUCGGCUGCAGUUCGCUUUGUUUUUCUUUACCACUGUCGUGUUGCGCUGCCAACCAUUAUUUUGUGUGUGAGAGAAAAAAACUCAGAAUAUGAUGAAUAUUUAUUCUGCAAUCCCUCAAAGAACACGCAAUGGGGAGAAGGUUAACUUAUUUUGUUUCUGUCUUAUUUUACUCUUCUCUUUGAUGUUUAUUCCUCACUCCUUAUUUUUAAAAAAAAAAUCUAUAUUUUAUGGAUUAUUGUUAAGGGUCUUUUUUUUUUUCUUUCUGUUUUUUGCGGGGUGGGUGGGAGAGGGGUUAAGAAAAUGUAGCCAUUAUUUUGUUUUCAUUUUUUUUUGCUGUUUUAUUCAAUGGACACUUGAAAUGUAAUUGGCCCUAAGCUGCUCCUAGUGCUGAGCCUCGCCUGUUUAGAGUCACCAGCCUUGUCUAGGGCUGACUCCCCAGCCACACACCAGGCCUGUGAGGAGCAUCACAGACCUGAAACAGCAGCACAGGCUGAACCUUUAUACCCAUUCUGCUGUCGCAAGGUGAAAUGCUCUCGACUUUGUUUCCGGGUCUGUGCUGAGGGGAGCUAAUUCUGCACAAGACUCACCCAUAGCCAAGACUUUACUGGCAAAUAUUGAGCCGGCUGCUACGUAAUAAAAGGGGUCUAAAACUCCGCUUUCCUCUAUUAGGAGGAUUGUAGUCUCUAUUAGACUUGUUUUAGUUGACAAAAUGUGUCUUACAUUUACAACUCCUCCGACUGAGGAUUUAAAGAAAUAAAAACACAAAAGAACAAAACCUUUGGUUUCUCUGAUGGACAUCGUUACGGUGUAGAGUUCGACAUGUACGCUCUUUGCGGAGCUCUGUUGAGGUUGUUGGACUUGGCACUAAAUCAGAAAGUCACCACUUUUGGUGCUCAGAUAUUAAAAAAAAAAAAAAUGCCAAAACCACCUCAGAACACCUCAGUGUCCUCUCUCUUUAUCUCUUUCUCUCUCUCUCUGUGGGGGACAGUUUACAUUUAUUCUGCCCCGUUUUAAGUUAUUACCUUUAUCUGAUCUUUGUUUCUGCUUUCUUCUUAUGUUGGUUUUAUGAAACUGCACUGCUGACACAACAAAGGUCUCAGUGUUUUGCGACAAAUGAAUUUCUCUUCUUGUUCAGACCUCGAUCAGUUCUUUGCAGUGUUUUAACCUGCUCACACAGUACACAAUGUUGUGUUUUACUGUGAUGGGACAAACUGAGUGUUUAUCACAAAAUGUGUGUCAUUUUGUCCCACAUGGUAAAAUGCUCAGAUGCGAGACGAUUCCAGGACGGGUUUAAAAAAAAAAAAAAAAAACCAACUAAAAGAACUGGUUUUACUGAGGCCAGGUCUGUCCUCACUCAUGUGAGUCUACUAUGUGUGUGUGUGCAUGGGUGUAUGUGUGUGUGUGAUCUCUGUGUUCUUACUAAAGCUGAGCUUUAGAAAGGCACCUAGUCCAUGACUAGUCUGCACAGAUGUCAGUGGGCUGUUUGCCACUUUGAUACUCAGUAAAUAUCACACUUCUGAAGGCUGUUUGUCAUUUAAAAAAAAAAAAAAAAAGGCAAGCUCUCCAGUGCAAGACGCAAAAACAAAAGAUGUUCAGUCCAGUGCAGAAUAGUCCUGGAUCAGUUGAUUGAGAGGUCUGACAAAACAUUUCUGGCCAUGCUGCAAAAUUCAUUAGCAUAUCCUCAUCACAAAGUUGUAUUUUUACCUCUGUGUUUAAGGUUUCAAUGGUGGUUAGGGGAGAGCUUGGCCAGAAGUGCACCAGCCCCGUGAAGUGGAAGUUGCAGUGUCCUUUGUAAAACCCCACUCCACUCUGGUGUCAGUCUCUCAGGGGGUUGAUUUGAGCAAACGGGUCCACAAAGUCAAGUUAGCCCAACCAAACAAGCAGUCCCAAGUGCAGUAGGGAGCCCUCCUGUUGUUCUGAACCUGUGGCCAUCCUUUGUAAAACAUGCACUCUGAUGAUGAUUCUAGCUGUGUAAGUUGAUGAUGCAAUACUUAAAAUAAAAACACCAAGAUUUUCAAACCUGAA
Pelmatolapia mariae (spotted tilapia) is the source of this 4847-nucleotide messenger RNA. It is a transcript of the gene mxi1, whose product is annotated as max interactor 1, dimerization protein. The coding region runs from base 380 to 1063 and encodes 227 amino acids. The record is from RefSeq and is a predicted model, not a curated record. NCBI's taxonomy places the organism in Eukaryota, Metazoa, Chordata, Actinopteri, Cichliformes, Cichlidae. The transcript has 6 exons. Gene Ontology annotation, biological process: regulation of transcription by RNA polymerase II. Gene Ontology annotation, molecular function: protein dimerization activity; RNA polymerase II cis-regulatory region sequence-specific DNA binding; DNA-binding transcription factor activity, RNA polymerase II-specific.